CCGGAAGUGCCCUUGUGGGCCGUGAUGAACUAGACGAUAAGUCCCUGACACGGUGUCCCCGGCCUUGAGGGCAGCGGCCUUCUUGCUUGGGAACUCCCUCAGCCGCCGCGUUCCCGAGCCGCCCUUGCCGCCCGGGACGAUGAUGCCGCGCCUGCUGCUGCGCGCCUGGCCCCGGGGCCCCGCGCAUGUUUUGGGAGCCUCUAGUCGGCCCAUGAGUGCCAGCUCGGGGCCCGACGAGUACCUACAGCACAGCAUCGUGCCCACCAUGCACUACCAGGAUAGCCUGCCCAGGCUGCCCAUCCCCAAACUUGAAGACACCAUGAGGCGAUACCUCAGUGCACAGAAGCCUCUCCUGGAUGACAGCCAGUUCAGGAAAACAGAGGAAUUUUGUAAGAGUUUUGAAAAUGGCAUCGGGAAGGAACUGCAUGAGCACCUGCUUGCUCAGGAUAAGCAGAAUAAGCACACCAGCUACAUCUCAGGUCCCUGGUUUGAUAUGUAUUUAACUGCUCGAGACUCUGUUGUUUUAAACUUUAAUCCAUUCAUGGCAUUCAAUCCGGACCCGAAGUCUGAGUAUAACGACCAGCUCAUCCGGGCGACCAACAUGACUGUUUCUGCUGUCCGGUUUCUGAAGACACUUCGGGCUGGCCUUCUUGAGCCAGAAGUAUUCCACUUGAACCCCGCCAAAAGUGACACAGACACCUUCAAGAGACUCAUACGCUUUGUUCCUUCCUCCCUGUCCUGGUAUGGAGCCUACCUGGUCAAUGCGUACCCCCUGGAUAUGUCCCAGUAUUUUCGGCUUUUCAACUCGACUCGUUUACCCAAACCCAGUCGUGAUGAACUCUUUACUGAUACCAAGGCCAGACACCUCCUGGUCUUAAGAAAAGGAAAUUUCUAUGUCUUUGAUGUCCUCGAUCGAGAUGGGAACAUUGUGAGCCCUUCAGAAAUCCAGGCCCAUCUGAAGUACAUUCUCUCGGACAGCAGCCCUGUGCCCGAGUUCCCCCUGGCAUAUCUGACCAGUGAGAACCGGGAUGUCUGGGCAGAGCUCAGACAGAAGCUGGUGCAUGGUGGCAACGAGGAGACCCUGAGGAAAGUGGACUCUGCUGUCUUCUGCCUCUGCCUCGAUGACUUCCCGAUGAAGGACAUUGUCCACUUGUCCCACUCCAUGCUGCAUGGUGACGGCACGAACCGCUGGUUCGAUAAGUCCUUCAACCUCAUCGUAGCCAAGGACGGCACUGCAGCAGUCCACUUUGAGCAUGCGUGGGGGGAUGGUGUCGCGGUGCUGAGGUUUUUCAACGAAGUGUUCAAAGACAGCACCCAGACCCCUGCCAUCACUCCCCAGAGCCAGCCAGCCGCCACUGACUCCUCUGUGUCUGUGCAGAAACUCAGCUUUAAGCUGAGCGAUGCUUUAAAGGCUGGGAUCACCACUGCUAAGGAAAAGUUUGAUGCCACCAUGAAAACCCUCACCAUUGACUCCAUUCAGUUUCAUAGAGGUGGCAAGGAAUUCUUGAAGAAACAGAAGCUGAGCCCUGAUGCAGUGGCCCAGCUGGCCUUCCAGAUGGCGUUCCUGCGACAGUACGGCCAGACAGUGGCUACCUACGAGUCCUGCAGCACCGCGGCCUUCAAGCACGGCCGGACUGAGACCAUCCGCCCAGCCUCCGUCUUCACUAAGAGGUGUUCCGAGGCUUUUGUCAGGGAGCCCUCCAAGCACAGUGUGGGCGAGCUUCAGCACAUGAUGGCUGAGUGCUCCAAAUACCAUGGCCAGCUGACCAAAGAAGCAGCGAUGGGCCAAGGCUUUGACCGACACAUGUUUGCUCUACGGUAUCUGGCACUAGCCAGAGGGGUCACCCUACCUGAGCUCUACCUGGAUCCUGCAUACAGGCAGAUAAACCACAACAUCCUGUCCACGAGCACUCUAAGCAGCCCAGCAGUGAGCCUUGGUGGCUUUGCCCCCGUGGUCCCUGAUGGCUUUGGCAUUGCAUACAUAGUUCAUGACGACUGGAUAGGCUGCAAUGUCUCCUCCUACACAGGACGCAAUGCCCGGGAGUUCCUCCACUGUGUCCAGAAGUGCCUAGAAGACAUGUUCGACACCUUAGAAGGCAAAGCCAUCAAAACUUAGCUUCUCGUGGGUGAAAAGCCUCCAUUCUUCCUCACCAUGAACAUGGGUGUCCAUGUAGCCGGUAGGUACUAUUUUGUGCCUAACAAAACUAGUCCUGAGGUGUUGGAAUAGUCGGUGCUAUAGGCGUGAGCUGGAAGAUUCCAGCUGAAGACAAUGAGAGAUUCUGCUUAAAGCCCUUUGUUCGCGAGAUGGGGUAUGGAAAACUAACUCGUGUAUUUAUCGUUUAAACAGAAAUAAAGCUCAGUUGUUGCUUGGA
This is a messenger RNA of Peromyscus maniculatus bairdii (prairie deer mouse), 2372 nucleotides long. It is a transcript of the gene Cpt2, whose product is annotated as carnitine palmitoyltransferase 2. Gene Ontology annotation, biological process: fatty acid beta-oxidation. Gene Ontology annotation, molecular function: carnitine O-palmitoyltransferase activity. The record is from RefSeq and is a predicted model, not a curated record. Gene Ontology annotation, cellular component: mitochondrion. Lineage: Eukaryota; Metazoa; Chordata; Mammalia; Rodentia; Cricetidae.